AUGCCUGAUUCCGCUGAUUUCGAGCUGCUGGCUGAGGGCCUGAUGGUCAAGUGGGAACACUUUGGUGUUUUCCGUCGCUUCGUCCUGCCAAUUGAGAAAGGAAAAGCCUUCGAAGCCCUGCUGGCGAAGUGCCACAGCCUUGAGAAAAAUGCUGAUUAUGACCUCUGCUGGACCGAUUACGAUGAAGAUCUGAUCCGUAUCGAAUCGGAGUGCGAUAUGGGCAUGGCUAUCCGUGAAAUGGAUGGCGACCUACUGCGCAUCUAUUCAGCGGCCAAGCCGGAGCAGAAGAAGCCGGUUAAGCAGCCCGAGAAUAAGAAGCCGCAAAACACGACUGGUGCUGCGCACCCAGGAGUUGUUUGUGAUGGCUGUGAUGAGCAAAUUGUGGGUCAUCGUUUCAAAUGUCUCGUCUGCCCGGACUACGAUCUUUGCGCCAAAUGUGAACAGGGAGAUGAGCACAAGCAACAUGUCAUGAUGCGCAUCGUCUCCCCCGACGCCACUCCGAUCCCAUCUGACUUGCGUUACCGUAGCCGUAUCAUGCGCGUUCCAUCGUUUACCCUCGACCUUGCCGAGGAGGCCCUUUCUGGACUGCAGAGCACCUUCUGGAAUGGAGCCAACGAUGGAGCAGCUGCCGGUGAAGAUAUGAAGAACAAGGCACAGGAAAACUGCCAACGUGCCAAGGAAGAAUUCCGCACAUUCAUGGGACAUCUACAGGAAGCUCUGGCUAACUUCGGCCUCGACCCGAAGCAAGAGAAGCCGACUGAGACACAGAAGCCGGCCGAACAACCGGCGCAGAACGCUGAUGAGCCGCCAGUGCUUCAGCCGGAACCUGCACAGCAACAACCGACAGUCACGAUCCCGGAAGCCACCGUUGAGGAGCAGAUGAAUUUCGAGGAGUUGAGCGCCGAAGAGCUGAAGCACAUCGAGGAGAUGACCAACCAAGCCCAGCCAACUCAGACGGCCAACGCACCGACUUCAGAGGGUUCCGAUGCGCGUUUGAUCGAGGUUGACACGGCUCCGGUUGCGCAUCCGAUGCCUGUCCAGUCGAACCAGUACGUUCCACCGCAUCCGCUAGGAGGACAGGCCGCUCCAGUUUAUCCGCCGAUUCCACAGAUGGGCUUUGAACAGCCAGCAUGGCCGACCCAGGGAAUUCCUCCCCACCCAAUGUCUAUGUUCGGUCAUAAGCAGCCAUUCCCCGGCUUCGGUAUCUGGGGCCCACCCGGAAUGAGGCGCUCCCGUCGUGGUCAUCCUCAUCCUCUGCAGCCCCAACCGGCUCCUCCAGCUCGUCCGACCCUCACUCCGCGUGAGCGCCAAGAGCUUGGCUACGUCGCCGCUGGCAUCUACGACACCCUGCACAGCAUGGGAUUCGAGAAGCACGACCUGAUGAAAGAAGCCGCCCGGAACACGCAGAACGUCGAGCGCGCCUGUGAAUACUAUUGGAUCCACCAG
Mesorhabditis spiculigera is the source of this 1446-nucleotide messenger RNA. The record is from the annotation of a GenBank genome assembly. Lineage: Eukaryota; Metazoa; Nematoda; Chromadorea; Rhabditida; Rhabditidae.